GGGGGACAUCCCCCCCCCCCCGGAUCUGGGACCCCCAUGCUGUGAUUUAUGGCCCCCCUCCCCUGAAUAAGGACCAGGGGCACCCAUGGCAGUGGGGGCACCCACAAUGGGGCCCUGUCCGGGUGUGGGUCCCCCCCUUUUGUGCUAUGGGGACCCCCCCCCCAACCAUGGAGUCCCGGCCCCGUUCCACGUUGUGCCCCCCCCCCCCCCAAUAAAGCGUGCUCUGAGCUGCCCUCUGCAGCUGUCAAUCUGUUCCUCUCACUCAUGAUUGGGUGACGGGCGGGGCGUGGGCGGGGCGAAAGCAUUAGUGAUUGGUUGGCGUGCGGAUCACUCAACGCGAAGUCGCUUCUAAUUGGCUGCGGGUGGAGGGGGUGGGAUAAGCUUGACCCACACUCCCAUCUGUGAUUGGCUGUUGCUCUUGCCAGUACGCCUCCAGGUGGCGCUGAUUGGCCGGGGUUGGUUCUUCCGCCGGAAGCGGCGCGGGAGGGAAGAGGGAGGAGGCGGCGGAGCCGGAGCGGCCGCAACCAUGAACAUCCGGAACGCGAGGCCCGAGGACCUGAUGAACAUGCAGCACUGCAACCUGCUCUGCCUGCCCGAGAACUACCAGAUGAAGUAUUACUUCUACCAUGGGCUCUCCUGGCCUCAGCUCUCCUACAUCGCUGAGGAUGAGAACGGCAAGAUAGUGGGCUAUGUCCUGGCUAAGAUGGAGGAGGACCCUGAUGAUGUCCCCCAUGGACACAUCACAUCCCUGGCCGUGAAGCGCUCGCACCGGCGCCUGGGGCUGGCGCAGAAGCUGAUGGACCAGGCCUCCCGCGCCAUGAUCGAGAACUUCAACGCCAAAUACGUGUCCCUCCACGUGCGCAAGAGCAACCGGGCGGCUCUGCACCUGUAUUCCAACACCCUCAACUUCCAGAUCAGUGAAGUGGAGCCUAAAUACUAUGCAGAUGGGGAGGACGCCUAUGCCAUGAAGAGGGACCUCACCCAAAUGGCAGAUGAGCUGCGGAAGCAGGUAGAGCAGAAAGAACGUGGCCGCCCCCUGCCUCCCACUGAGCCCCCCCGGGCUGGGGAAGGGGGUUGUGGUAGCGGAGGGGGGGGCCCCCCACAACCUGUGCCCCCCCCUCCUGAAGAUGGGGGCCCCGACAGCAAAGACGUCAGCGAGGUCAGUGAGACCACUGAGAGCACUGACGUCAAAGACAGCUCCGAGGCCUCGGACUCUGCUUCAUAGGGACCCCCCCCGGGGCACCCCCAAACCCUGGGAUCCCCCCUUGGUGCUGGGGGGGGGGGCAAUAAACCCCCUUCCCCUCCA
Pezoporus occidentalis (night parrot) is the source of this 1306-nucleotide messenger RNA. It is a transcript of the gene NAA10, whose product is annotated as N-alpha-acetyltransferase 10, NatA catalytic subunit. Gene Ontology annotation, biological process: N-terminal protein amino acid acetylation. Bases 527 to 1225 code for a protein of 232 amino acids. The transcript is spliced from 8 exons. Lineage: Eukaryota; Metazoa; Chordata; Aves; Psittaciformes; Psittacidae. Gene Ontology annotation, cellular component: NatA complex. The record is from RefSeq and is a predicted model, not a curated record. Gene Ontology annotation, molecular function: protein N-terminal-serine acetyltransferase activity; protein-N-terminal-glutamate acetyltransferase activity.